GGGAAUUCCCGGUUGGUGGCCUAUUGCUUAACAUCCUACAAAAUGAUUUAAAAUUAAUGUCCUAUGCAUUCAUCUUCACUUAUGAGGGCUGGGAAGUGCUAGAACCCAACACCCCACUAAGCUUGGCCAUCAGCACCUCUGGGAGCUAGCCUGUCUGUUUCCCUCUGGCCAGCUUCCUCACUAGACCCUGCUAUUGGAUUUCCCAACAGAAUUUGUAGUUAAAUGAGAAGGCAUUAACUGAGCGACCUGUUGGAUCCCCUUACAGAUCAUGAUUUUGGAAGGAAGUGGUGUGAUGAAUCUCAAUUCCAGCAACCAUCUUCUCCACCAACAGCCGGCCUGGACAGACAGUUACCCCACGUGCAAUGGUAGGAGGACCUUGGCCUUGGGUGGGGUUAAGGGCUUGGUUCCAUUUCCCCACACUCCGAGGGAAUGUGAAACUGAGUCCCAGAAAAUUGGAUACAACUGCUACCAGCCUUGCAUUGCAGAAGCCCUGACUGCUACAUCCUUAGGCACAGCAAGAAGAUUAGGUGGCAAUGGGUGCACCCCAGCAGAUUCACCGGAUUUAAAAAAGGAGCAGGAGCACCCAGCCAAAUCUCACACCAAAAAACACAACCCUCGAGGGACUCAUUUGUGGGAGUUCAUCCGAGAUAUUCUACUGAACCCAGAAAAGAACCCAGGCUUGAUAAAGUGGGAAGACCGAUCUGAGGGCAUCUUCAGGUUCUUGAAAUCGGAGGCAGUAGCUCAGCUCUGGGGAAAAAAGAAGAACAAUAGUAGUAUGACCUAUGAAAAACUCAGCCGAGCUAUGAGAUAUUAUUAUAAACGAGAAAUCCUGGAACGUGUGGAUGGACGGAGAUUGGUAUAUAAAUUUGGGAAGAACGCCCGGGGAUGGAGAGAAAAUGAAAAUUAGGGCUGUCGGAACAUAAGUCAAAAAACCCACACACACCAUACACACAUACACACACCCACACACCCCACACAUGCACACCAACUACAACAAGCCAAGAACCUCUGGACGUAAAUAUUCAAAGACUACUUUUCUCCUAUUUAUGUACCAUAAGGGAAAAACAAUCUACGUCUCAUGGGAAGAAGGAACACUACGGUUGUUAAAAUUAUUUUGUUACUUUGAAGUAUGUCCUGUAUGGGGAAAAAACGUACACAGUUUUCUGUGAAAUAUGAUACUGAAUGUGGUAGUGAUCAGUUUUUGCCUCUGUUGUGAAGUUAAUUUCCAUUGCAAGAAUAAUGUGGUUCUCAACCUUUUGCAACCUGCCUAAAGGAUGAAAAAACAGAAACGAAAAAGAGAUCAGAGGGCAUUAAAUGUUUUUUUCUUUUUCUUUUUCUAAAUGCAAGAUAACAUAGAAUAAGGUGAUGUGUUUUCUGUGCAUGAGGAUGCCAAGUGUCCUUCUUGGGAGAGAUGGACACAACAGAUGGACUGUAUUCCAAUGACAUAACUCUGGUAUACUGGGGACCUACUGGAUCAAAGGUGAUGAGCCUGAAGGAUGCUGGGGGAUUGGACUUGAUUUCUGUGUGAUCAGUGAUUGGAGGCUGGAGAUGAUGCUGAUUUCACUAUGGCCCCUUUAUAACACUAUAUGAUAGAGUUUAAUGGAGAGAGAAAGGUUAAGAGAAUCAUUGCAUCAGGAAUUCUGUACCAUAUUAGCCUGCUGUAGAGAUUGGUGAGACUCUUCUGUCUCAGACCCUUUUCCCUUGCUCCCAGACCUAGUGCUGCUCCAUCCUUGCCUUGGCUUAUCCUUGUUUUUAUAUGAAGUAGGCAAGGUUGUAGGAAACAUUGUGUGGUGGGAGUAAUCAAUGGGUUCAUUUGCACCCUAACUUGGAAAGCAAAUCUAAGAAGCAAUCUCCUUGCCCUUUAGAUCAUCUACAACUGGGGAGGCUCCAAAGAUUGUCUUUUAGGGGAGAAUCAACUUCUAAAAUCUAAAAUAAGGGAAAAAGACAUAUAAGGGAAACAAAGUCAUGUAACUGGAACAACAGUCAGACAAUUACUGAUGGAAUUUUAAAGGGAAUCACAAUUAUUUUGGGGAAGUUACAUGUGUGUGUUGGGGAUGUGAGGUGAUGAGAAUAUUUUUUUUCAAUCUUUCCUUUUAUUUUAGAAACAAUACUAUGUAUUGGUUCCUAGGGAGAAGAGUGGUAAGGUUUAGGCAAUAGGAGUUAUGUGACUUACCCAGGGUCACACAACCAGGAAGUGUCUGAGGCCAGAUUUGAACCCAGGAAUUCCUGGCUCUCUAUCCACUGAGCCACCUAGCUGUCCUCAAUGAGAAUAAUUUUUGAAAAUAAAAUUUUCUCCCAAUUCUUUUCUCUCUUGGCUCAGUUCUUCUGGGUUCAUCUUUUCUAGCUCUAACCUAGAUGGCUGUCAUUCCACAUUUUGAUCAGGAAAUAAUAUUACCAGAAUGGGCAAUAUGGUGUAGUAGAAAGGAUGUUGGAACUAAAGUCAGAGGGUCUUGGGUUUGAAUCCUGACUUAGCCACUCAAUGCUUGAGAGAUUUUCAGCCAGUCACUUCCUCUUCUGGGCUUCAGUUGUCUCAUCUAUAAAAUGAGGGGUUUAGACCAGAUGUCCUUUAACAUUUGUUGUAGGUCUCAAUCUAUGAUCCUGUGAUUUUUAUUAUUGUGACACGUUACCAGGGGCACCUGUAGCUGUGGGAUUAGUUCUGAAGUGUCUAAAAAAAGUGUCUAGGUCUUGCCUCAAAGUGGGCAGGGUGGGGGGGUGCAAACGAUCUCUCAAAAUGGAGCUAGGUGAGCUCAAAUCUCCCUUCCUGUUCCACUUUUUGACUUGUCCCAAGCCCUUGACCUUCCCCUCACUUUUCUGCCCCAUUUUCUAGUCUGUGAAAUGAGGACCAAAAUGGGAUGCCACCAAGAUUACAGGGACCUUCAUCCUCUUUUAUUCCCUAACACACAGUGGGCACUCAAUAAACAUUUGCCAAUUUAGAUUUGCAAAUAGGAUGGAGGCAAGAGGACUUGUGGCUUGUCUGGAAGAGAAACCCACUGGGUGAUCUUGGAGCUGGAGCCUGGAUGACCUCCAUGUUAUUCUUUGGCUUGGUGGUGCCACAAGUCUGGUCCCAGUGGACUGUAGUUUUUCCAUGAACAAUUAUUGGGUGACUGAAAAAAAUGACAGUGUAGCUCUAUCCAGGGCAUCAAUAAAAAUAAUAGCUAGCAUGAUGUAGCUCUUUAACACUUACAGAGGUCUUUACCUUCUGCAUAUUAUUUGAUCCUCACAUCUGCCUGGUGAAGUGGGAGGUAGGAAAUGGUUAUUAAGUUCAUUUUACGACUGGUGCUUGGGAGAGAUGUACAGACUUGCCUGUAGUCCAGGGGAGGAUUUAGCUGAGUUAGGACUUGAAUUCAGCUCCCCAGACUCAGGACCAGAGUCCUAUCCCCUACAGGACAGCAUACUUCCUUCUCCUUGAGGUUUUCUUAGUAAGGAAAAGACUGCUAAGGAAACCUGCCCUCCCUUCACUAAUUUUUAAAAAAGAAAAUACAUAUCAAUAUUUUAGUAUCCAAUUGUCAAAAAUAGUUAUUACUUAUGUAUAUUAGGAGUGUUAAAAUGUGUAGAGUAUAAGCUCCUUGAGGGCAGGGAUGGCUUUAUUUUCUGUAUCUUCCCAGGAUGUAGUACAGGACUUGGUAUGUAUUAGGUAUUUAAUAAAUGUUUAUUGAAUUAAAUUUAUCUUCCACCGAAGACUCAACUUGCCCAAUUCUCCUCUUUGACCUUUUCCCUCAUUGCUUCCUGAUUAUUAUCAUCCCCUACAGCCAGAGCACCCAGUUCUCUGAUCUAAAAAUAGCAUUCUAGGCAACGCCUGAUUUCCUUAUUUCAGAGAGAGCCUUUCUUGACAGUUUUUCUGAGGUGGACCCUCAUUCUCUGGGCUAAUCAAAGCUCCGAGCAGUAACUGUGGGUGCUCAGUGCGAUUGGAGAGUGCCAGCGUGGUCCCAAGUUGCUUCUCAUCUGCUGGGCGCAUUCUCUCCCUUGGCACUGGGUCCCUGUCUGAAUAGCUUGGGGUAUUCAAUUCUCAGCUUCUGCUCCAGUCGUCUCCAUUGGAUUUUGUACAUUUUUUUCUGGGCUGGCUGUUAGUGACCUGGAGAUUCUAAAACAGGCAGUUGUGCCAAUUUGACUGGUAAGGGUGAAAACUGAGUAUUUCCCAGUAUAGUGCCCAAAAGGGAGGGAGGAGAAUCCUAGGGUUCUAUCAGAACUCAGUCCUCCUUGGAGAAUUGGCUAGACUCCUAGAUUUGGAGGCUAGGAGGGACCUUAGAGGACCAACUUCCUUGUUUUGCAAGUAAGUAUAUUGAAAUCAGGGAAGGAUGAAUGGUUGCACAGGUGGGAUUUGAACACAGUUCCUCUACCUCCAGUGAGGUCUCAGGACUGAAUGGGGCUGAGGAUGGUUCAUCCCUGUGAGCCGGGUACUUUCUCCAGUCCCUUAUAAUCCCCUGCCUGAAACUUCCCAUUGAUGCCCUGGAUAUACUCAGAAUGGAGAGAGAAUUGCUCAUUCAAAAUAUUUCCCUUUGGUCUUCUUUUCCUGAGGCAAUGAAUGCUCUUAGCCCUCUCAGAUCUCCUGAGACCUUAUUGGUUGGGUCUGGAAUUACCUUAGCCCAACAAAGUAUAAAAAGGGCUCUCUCUUUUUGAGUUAGGGCACUUCUGAUUUCUUGUAAACAUAGCCUAAGAAGGUAGCAAACAUGGCGGACGUCUCUUGUGCAUAGCCUCCUCAUCUCUUGAAAGCCCCAAGUGUAAUUUAGGAAAUAUCAGAUGCAAAUUGCUUCAUCUUUGGGACAGCGGCUAGCAGGAUGAUUCUCUUCCCCCCUCCCCCCAAGAAAAUUCAUUAACCUGUGAGCUUGGCAUUGUGGGAUUUCAGCCUGAUCUUACAGGAAACCAAAGACACUCACUUAUCUUGGCAAAGAGGAAGAUGUUGGACACAUGAAUUCUACUACCUUAUUUAAAACUGUGAUUCUUAACCUGGUGUGCAAAGCAGCAAUGAACCUUUGACCAGUUUUAACCAAUGAAGAGAUGUGUUUAUAUGAUGUAAAUUGCUAUUUAAAUGUAAAGCAUUUCUAAGCUCUAGUAUUUUUUUAAUAUUGAAUAAAUUUUUUUAGGGUUAGCAAUAGGACUUUUAGCGAGGAUGUGUAGGUUUUGCAAGCCUGUAGUCUUUCUAAUGUAUAAUAUAUAGAAAAAUGUAAAAUGCUCAGUGCUACAAACUGUUCUAUGAUCCUUAAGAAACCAAACCCAUAAAUAUUUAUUGAGCACUUACUAUGUGCCUAGCACACCUAGAAUCUAUCUACAGCAUCCUAUCCUAUGCACAUAGUAGGUCCUGAAUAAAUAACUUGCUGAAUGGACAAUAUUGGAACAGAAUUCUCUUUCACGUUUGCUGUCAGGAACAUUUUCUUUGACUGGAAUAAGAGCAGUUAAAAUAAAACUGGCUCCUUUA
Molecule: messenger RNA, 5413 nt
Organism: Monodelphis domestica (gray short-tailed opossum)
Lineage: Eukaryota; Metazoa; Chordata; Mammalia; Didelphimorphia; Didelphidae
Source: RefSeq, a predicted model, not a curated record